AUGGCUGCUGAGGGAACUCCCGCGGGAGACAUUGCUCCCAACCCUCCCCACGAAGCAAGGACUUCGCAAGAGAAGAAACAGCCAGUUGAGAAUGUCUCCCCCAAAGAUGAGUUUUCUUACGAGGCCGCCGAGGCUGCUCGAGCCACUUCGGCGGAGCAGAGUAUGACAUUGAUGCAAGGUCUCAAGACAUAUCCUCACGCUGUGGCCUGGUCUGUCCUCAUCUCGACUGCCAUUGUCAUGGAGGGUUUCGACAAGGUCCUCAUUACCAACCUUUUCGCCAACGAUGCCUUCAAGGCAAAGUACGGAGACUUACAGCCAGACGGCUCCUACGAGCUGACUGCGAGCUGGCAGACUGCCCUAUCAAUCGCAUCCAUGGCUGGUGAAAUUGUUGGUCUUACCAUCAAUGGUAUUGUCGCUGAGAGAUUCGGCUACCGCAAGACAAUCAUCACUGCCAUGUUCCUCGUCAUCGCCUUCAUCUUCAUCGUCUUCUUCGCUCAGAGUCUCCAGCACCUUCUGGCUGGUCAGAUCCUGCUCGGUCUGCCAUGGGGUGUGUUCCAGACCAUCACCGUUGCCUACGCUUCUGAGGUCUGUCCCACGGCACUCAGAGCCUACCUGACCACAUACGUCAACCUCUGCUGGGUUAUUGGCCAAUUCAUCGCCUCCGGCGCUCUGCGGGGCACAACCAACAUUACUACCCAGUGGAGUUACAGGCUCCCCUUUGCUCUCCAGUGGAUAUGGCCUGUUCCCAUCAUGGUUGGUGUCUAUUUCGCCCCAGAAUCUCCAUGGUGGCUUGUGCGUACUGGCCGCCGAGACGAAGCCAGGCAGGCUCUUCGUCGUUUGACAUCCAAGCAUCGAGAUGACCCCAAUAUUGACGUCGACCUGGACGCCACCAUCUCCAUGAUGGAGCAGACCAACUCGAUGGAGAAGGCACUGGUUGCGGGCACGUCGUACUGGGACUGCUUCAAGGGCAUCAACUUGCGGCGCACUGAAAUUUCAUGCCUAACCUGGUUUGCACAAAUCUUUUCAGGUGUUGCUUUCAUGUCGUAUUCAACGUACUUUUACCAGCAGGCCGGCAUGUCAACUGAGCAUUCCUUCACCUUCACCCUGGUCCAGUACGGACUUGGAGCAAUCGGAACCAUGCUUUCAUGGGUCCUCAUGAUCCACAUUGGACGGCGCACAUUGUACAUUUCAGGAAUUGCAGCCAUGUUCGCUCUCCUCAUUGUCAUUGGUAGCGUGGGCGCCGCUAUCGACACCAAGACGCACGAGGCGGCAUCCUGGGCCAUUGGCAGCAUGCUUUUGAUUCUCACAAUGGUCUACGAUAUGACUGUCGGCCCUGUAUGCUACUCCCUGGUCUCAGAGAUAGCGUCCACGCGUCUACGAGCCAAAACGAUCGUCCUGGCCCGCUCCACAUACAACGUUGGAAAUAUCAUUGUCAGCAUCAUCGCCCCUCGCAUGCUUAACUCGACGGCUUGGGACUGGGGUGCCAAGGGUGCCUUCUUCUGGGCUGGAUGCGGUGUGCUGUGCAUCACCUGGGCCUACUUCCGCCUGCCAGAACCCAAGGGUCGUACUUACGGUGAGCUCGACGUCUUGUUUGAGCAGGGAGUUUCGGCUAGGAAGUUUGCAAGCACUGUUGUCGACCCCGUGGCGGCUGCUGAGCAUAUCAUCAAGACGGAUGCGAAGACUGCUUCCGUUGUCGGGUGA
This is a messenger RNA of Clonostachys rhizophaga, 1701 nucleotides long. The record is from the annotation of a GenBank genome assembly. Lineage: Eukaryota; Fungi; Ascomycota; Sordariomycetes; Hypocreales; Bionectriaceae.